ACAAUCGCCACUGUCCUUCAUUAGUAACAACGAGCGGCAUAUAGUUACCACCGCUAGUUUCCACACAAAACAGGUCCAUCCCGCGUCAAUAAUAUUGACCCUUUUGAUAGAUUAACAGCAACCGUUCUGUGUUGUGUCUUGUCAAUUGAAUCAUUUCAGCACCCACGUCAGAGAAAAAAAGAGAGAUGCUACGCGACAGAAAUGCUAAAAAUAUACACUCCCACCUGACUGACGUUCACUAUUACUGAUAGUAUAUUAGCGUGUGGAUGCUAAUUGUUCCUCCGCUUUUCGGUGGACUUUACCUCCAAAGACGGAGCGAUAAAGCGCCGACAUUGAUAUAUUGGUGAGUUUAGUCCGUAUCAAAACUUCUACCAGACCAGUCCGUGUAAGCUUGUGUAAAGUGUUUCAUAAAAAUUUCGACAAACUAAACUUAACUAGCCCGCUCUUCAAGAUGUCUGAAACGCAAUUUUCGGUGUGUUUGUCGUACAAUUUCAGUUUGUGUGCGAUCUGUGCGGCCAGCGGUACUCCACGUUCGAGAUCCUCAUGACACACAACCGGCUGAAGCACUAUCACACGAUCAAGUUCGGUUGUGGCUACUGCAACGAGACGUUCCGCCAUGAGGAUGAUCUGUACUGCCACUUCGUCCUGACGCAUCGUGUCGAUCCGUACGCAAAGUCACGGUGCAACAGUAGUGAGUCGGAAGCGGAGUCCGAGGUGUACGGCAGUCCGGGCGAUACGCUUAUCCGUCAGGCGGAGGAAACCUGUGGUCAGAUGCGUUUGAUCAGUGAGAGUGAUGAUGGGUCGGAAUCGAUCGGUAGCUGUUCGGGCGAAAGUUCAGGCGAUGAGGAAGACGGCAGCGAUCUGGAGCUAAACUACAACGAACUGUACAUGAGACGGAAGCGUAGUGCGAUGACGCAGGAAGAAAUUUCCGAGCUGACGGACGUGUUCAAGAAGUCGGUCCAGUCGACGUACUCCACGAAGCUGCGAUUAUAGCGAAAGGGGUGACAUCGAUAGCCUGUAAAUAGUGACACUAAUGAACAGUCGACAAAGACGGAAGGCACGAGGGAUGGCCAUACGUCACGGCUGUAGUCAUGCGAUACAAUUAGCUUCUUGCUAACGCUUUUUUUUUCUUCCUCUCGGUAAGUGGAGAAAAAGAAAACCCCUCGUAAACUCGUAAUUCAUAAUUAGUCGAUCGAGGAUCGCGAAGAUCGCGCUUUCCGGCAUCUGGAGAGCGUCGACGAUAUUAUACUUAGCACUUAGGAUUGGAAUGGAGCCAAACCGGUGGACCCUGGUCUCAACAGAGUUCCCAUACACUCCGCCUUUCGGACGACAGCCGCACUCGAACCGGUUGUGUCAACAGCGAAAAAGACAGCGCCUCUUCUCCGUCACACUUUUCGGAGUCGCUAAUGGUGGUGUGAAAUAAUUUUUCGCAAAUAUUAUGAUUGUCACUGGGCUGGUUGGUGGUGCGCUUUUAUGGGUAGGCCCUUCCCCGCCAUACAGCCAUUGUUAGGUGCAUUUAUCGCAUUUCCGACGUUGUUACCGUGCGGCUAACUUACUCUCGGUGUGAAAUGACCCCCGGGAAACUGUGACCCGUGGGGGGAGUUGGAGCGGAGUGCCUCGCGGAGUGCGGUAAUUGCAAAGGUGACGAAACGGAAUGCCACCAUCUUGGGAAGAUCAACCAGACACAGGACGCGAUGGAGCGGAGGGCUAGGACGGAGCACGUUAAUGGUGAUGUUUUAUUUGGAAGAGAAAAUGUUGUAGAAAAAGUAGGAGCAUUAAGCGAUAAGAAACAUGAAAACUGGACAAAUAAAUGAACUUUAAGUCAACGUGA
Anopheles stephensi (Asian malaria mosquito) is the source of this 1831-nucleotide messenger RNA. RefSeq names its product transcriptional regulator of yeast form adherence 4-like. The coding region runs from base 544 to 993 and encodes 149 amino acids. The record is from RefSeq and is a predicted model, not a curated record. The transcript is spliced from 2 exons. NCBI's taxonomy places the organism in Eukaryota, Metazoa, Arthropoda, Insecta, Diptera, Culicidae.